AUGACUGCCCUGACUGUGUCUGCCUUGGGGACAGCGGACCUGACGGACCUGUGCGGACAGACGUGGCAGGGGGACGCGCUGCAGCUGCGCUCGCACUCGGCUUCACGCAAGUUCUACUUCGUGACUCCGGACACUGACUGCAUGCUGUGGCUGCGUGCUGCAGCCCCUGAAGACAGGAUGCGCUUCCAGUUCCGCUUCUUUCUGGUUUACAGCCUAUCCUCGGCCACCCGGACCACCCAAGCCACCCUGGCCACUAAAGCAUCCUCUCGCGACCCGUGCGCACCGGGCUCCUUCCUGCAAUUCUACGACGGCCCGCAGGAGGCGCCCCGGGCCCUGGGGCCCCCGAUCUGUGGCUUGACCAUCCCAGCCCCAUUCAUGUCCUCCGGACCCUGGCUUGGCUUGCGCCUGGUCACCAGGGGCCGCCAACCCCGGGUGGACUUUUUGGGCGAAGUCACCUCUUUCCGCCUGGGUGGGUUGGGGCUGAUGGUUAGGGUGAGGUGAGGAGGGAUAGAGCAAGAGAGGAU
Messenger RNA from Mastomys coucha (southern multimammate mouse), 524 nucleotides. RefSeq names its product low-density lipoprotein receptor class A domain-containing protein 2-like. The coding region runs from base 1 to 501 and encodes 166 amino acids. The transcript is spliced from 2 exons. NCBI's taxonomy places the organism in Eukaryota, Metazoa, Chordata, Mammalia, Rodentia, Muridae. The record is from RefSeq and is a predicted model, not a curated record.